Molecule: messenger RNA, 648 nt
Organism: Microthlaspi erraticum
Lineage: Eukaryota; Viridiplantae; Streptophyta; Magnoliopsida; Brassicales; Brassicaceae
Source: the annotation of a GenBank genome assembly
AUGUCUAAUACUCCACAAUGGAUUAUGAUUGGUGGAGAAGGUCCUGAGAGUUACCAUCAAAAUUCCUCUUAUCAGAGAGCUUUGUUGGAAGCUGCAAAAGAAAAGAUGAACGAGGCAAUCUCAGCCAAACUCACUCUCAACUUGAUUACCGAUCGCUUCACUAUAGUGGAUUUCGGUUAUAACAUUGAGUUCCAAGUCUUCUUCAACGACUUUAGCAACAACGAUUUCAACACUCUCUUCCAGGGACUUCCUCCAGAAAGAAGAUACUAUAGCGCAGGGGUUCCUGGUUCUUUCUUGGACCGUGUUCUUCCUAAGAAAAGUUUCCAUAUAGGAAUCAUUAGUUACGCAUUCCAUUUCACCUCAAAAGUUCCCAAAGGGAUCACAAACCGCAACUCUCCCCUAUGGAACAAAGACAUGCAUUGCACUGGCAUCAACAAAGCUGUCAAGAAAGCGUAUCUUGACCAGUACUCGGUCGACACCAAGAAUCUGUUGGACGCUAGAGCUGAGGAGCUCGUCCCCGGUGGAUUAUUUUUGAUUUUUGGAUCUUGUAUGAGAGACGGAGUUAAGAUGUCUGAGACCUGUAAAGGAGUACCGAUGGAUUGCCUUGGAGCAUCUUUGAAUGAUCUUGCUCAACAGGUACAUAUAUAG